AGGGGGCAGGGAUUGGUUCCAAUUCCAGAGGCCGUCCGAAAGGGGCGGGGCUUACGGGUAGUUGCCACUCCGGUAAACCUCGGAAAUGCUUGGGGUUGUUGACGGAAGUGGGAAGAAGGAUCGUGAUGGCGGCUGAGACUCUGUCUGAGGAGGUGCGGCUGGACGCGGUGGAGGAGCAGCCGCCGCUCGCGACGGCCGAGGAACUGGCCGCCCAGAAGCGCGAGCAGAGGCUGCGCAAAUUCCGGGAGCUGCACCUGAAGCGGAAUGAAGCUCGUAAAUUAAACCACCAGGAAGUUGUGGAAGAAGAUAAAAGACUUAAAUUACCUGCAAAUUGGGAGGCCAAAAAAGCUCGUUUGGAAUGGGAACUACAGGAAGAAGAAAAGAAAAAGGAAUGUGCAGCAAGAGGAGAAGACUACGAGAAAGUGAAAUUGCUAGAAAUCAGUGCAGAGGAUGCAGAGAGAUGGGAGAAGAAAAAGAAGAGGAAAAACCCUGAUCUGGGAUUUUCAGAUUAUGCUGCUGCCCAGUUACGCCAGUAUCAUCGGUUGACCAGACAGAUCAAACCUGACAUGGAAGCAUAUGAGAGACUGAGAGAAAAACAUGGAGAAGAGUUUUUCCCAACAUCUAACAGUCUUCUUCAUGGAACACACGUGCCUUCCUCAGAAGAAAUCGACAGGAUGGUCAUAGAUCUGGAGAAACAAAUUGAAAAACGAGACAAAUACAGCCGGAGACGUCCUUAUAAUGAUGAUGCAGAUAUUGACUACAUUAAUGAGAGGAAUGCGAAAUUCAACAAGAAGGCAGAAAGAUUCUAUGGGAAAUAUACAGCCGAAAUUAAACAAAACUUGGAAAGAGGAACAGCUGUUUAAUCCCUUUUGCUACUAUUUUCAGAAGCUUGAGAAUGGGGUAAAAGUUUCUACUAGCAGAUUCAAAGUUAAUCCUGGCUCCCAGUACACAUUUAGAAAUAAAUGUUUUUUUCAUAAUCAUA
Molecule: messenger RNA, 982 nt
Organism: Sorex fumeus (smoky shrew)
Lineage: Eukaryota; Metazoa; Chordata; Mammalia; Eulipotyphla; Soricidae
Gene: SYF2
Product: SYF2 pre-mRNA splicing factor
Exons: 7
Coding region: 126-863 (245 amino acids)
Cellular component (GO): catalytic step 2 spliceosome; post-mRNA release spliceosomal complex; Prp19 complex
Source: RefSeq, a predicted model, not a curated record